Acomys russatus (golden spiny mouse) is the source of this 2947-nucleotide messenger RNA. It is a transcript of the gene Ptger4, whose product is annotated as prostaglandin E receptor 4. Gene Ontology annotation, cellular component: plasma membrane. Lineage: Eukaryota; Metazoa; Chordata; Mammalia; Rodentia; Muridae. The transcript is spliced from 2 exons. The coding region runs from base 174 to 1640 and encodes 488 amino acids. The record is from RefSeq and is a predicted model, not a curated record. Gene Ontology annotation, biological process: adenylate cyclase-activating G protein-coupled receptor signaling pathway; negative regulation of inflammatory response; inflammatory response. Gene Ontology annotation, molecular function: prostaglandin E receptor activity.
ACAGAAGAGGAAGUCGGGUCCCCUUGCUCUCCUUGUGUCAUAGACAGCAUUUUUGGCCAUGGAUCAAACACCUUGCAAGUGGUAAAUGGCUCACCCCUCCUUUUCCUCUCUCUAGAUACCAUCCCUAAAUCGAACUGUGAGCUCCAAGGUUGUGUACUACUGACCUGAGCAUCAUGUCCAUCCCGGGGGUCAAUGCAUCCUUCUCCUCCACUCCAGAGAGGCUCAACAGCCCAGUGACCAUUCCAGCAGUGAUGUUCAUCUUCGGGGUGGUGGGCAACCUGGUGGCCAUCAUAGUGUUAUGCAAAUCGCGCAAGGAGCAAAAGGAGACAACGUUUUACACUCUAGUAUGUGGGCUGGCUGUCACUGACCUACUGGGCACAUUGCUGGUAAGCCCAGUGACUAUCGCCACAUACAUGAAGGGCCAGUGGCCCGGGGAACAGGCACUGUGUGACUACAGCACCUUUAUCCUACUUUUCUUUGGCCUAUCGGGUCUGAGCAUCAUCUGUGCCAUGAGCAUCGAGCGCUACCUGGCCAUCAACCACGCCUACUUCUACAGCCACUACGUGGACAAGCGGCUGGCCGGCCUCACACUCUUCGCCGUCUAUGCAUCCAACGUGCUGUUCUGCGCACUGCCCAACAUGGGCCUGGGCAGGUCUAAGCCUCAGUACCCCGGCACCUGGUGCUUCAUCGACUGGACCACCAACGUAACGGCCUACGCCGCCUUCUCCUACAUGUACGCCGGCUUCAGCUCUUUCCUCAUCCUCGCCACCGUGCUCUGCAACGUGCUGGUGUGCGGCGCGCUGCUCCGUAUGCACCGCCAGUUCAUGCGGCGCACCUCGCUGGGCACGGAGCAGCACCACGCGGCUGCCGCAGCAGCUGUGGCCUCAGCUGCUUGUCGGGGCCACGCGGCCGCCUCCCCAGCCCUCCAGCGUCUCAGCGAAUUUCGCCGCCGCAGGAGCUUCCGGCGCAUCGCGGGCGCGGAGAUCCAGAUGGUCAUCUUACUCAUCGCCACUUCCCUGGUGGUGCUCAUCUGCUCCAUUCCACUCGUGGUGCGAGUGUUCAUCAACCAGUUAUAUCAGCCAAGUGUGGUUAAAGACAUCAGCAGAAACCCAGAUCUGCAGGCCAUCAGAAUUGCUUCUGUGAACCCCAUCCUGGAUCCCUGGAUCUACAUUCUUCUGCGGAAGGCUGUGCUCAGUAAAGCCAUAGAGAAGAUCAAGUGCCUCUUCUGCCGCAUCGGUGGGUCCGGCAGAGACCGCUCAGCACAGCACUGCUCAGAGAGUCGGAGGACAUCUUCUGCCAUGUCCAGCCACUCACGCUCCUUCCUCUCCCGGGAACUGAAGGAGAUCAGCAGCACGUCUCAGACCCUCCUGUACCUGCCAGACCUAACUGAAAGCAGCCUCGGAGGCAAGAAUUUGCUUCCAGGUGCCCAUGGCAUGGGCCUCACCCAACCAGACACCACCUCUCUGAGAACUUUGCGGAUAUCAGAGACCUCGGACUCCUCCCAGGGCCAGGACUCGGAGAGUGUCUUGUUGGUGGAUGAGGUUGGUGGGAGCGGCAGGGAGGAGCCUGCAUGUAAAGAAAACUCUCUACAAGUCACGUUCCCCAGUGAAACGCGGAACUUAUCUGAAAAAUGUAUAUAGUAGCUUAAGGCGGGAGCAAGUACUGUUUUGGACCCUUAUAAAAACCCUGUGCAAUAGACCUACACGUGUUGAGCUGUACUCAGAAGGGCAGUCUUCACCUUGACUCCUGUUAGAGAACAGUGCAGCUUUUGAGUGCUGCAGAUGAGCCUCUUGAGUGUCUAGGCCUAAAGCACAUUGGCUGUCACUCUAAUGUGACUCAAGAUUGCAGCUGCAACUUGACAGCUUUCGCUACUGCAUAGGAAGAUGGCAGAAGCUAUGCUGUUUUCACAGCAUCAAGAGCGUUCUUUCUAUUUGGCACAUACAGGAGGUCCAGACCCUGGAAGGGCUCUACCCUAAACUGAGGACUACCUACAGCUGAUUUAACUGUCUCACUAAAGCAUGAAAUGUGAAUUUUUAUUGUUGGCAAUAUAAUUUAAGGUAUUUAUGUUCUUCUCUGUGAGAAGGUUUACUGUUAAUACAAGGUAUAAAAAAAAAAUUAUGAUACUUCCUCUCCUGUCAGUAUAACCAGCUAAUAUUGUCGAUGUUAUUUUUUCCCCAUAAACAAGUUCAGGCCAAGGUAUUGAAAACAGAGUGAAAGUAGUAUCUAUAAAAAUAGAUAUAAAUUUUUAAAAGUUUAGUAUUAUCAAAGGAAGAAGAAAAUAAAUAUUAUUUAAGAUGUGAAAAUUAAACAGCCUAAAGUAUAUUUUCCAAGCUAUGUAUAAUGAAAAAAUUUAGAAAGAUAAUAUUGCAUUUAUUUAUCCAGAAAACUGUGAUUUCAAGAGUACUUAACAUUGCUGGUAAAUAUUUUCAACCUUUGUCCCCAAUAAUUAGUAUUUUUAAAGAUGUAAUAUACUUUUUUAAAGUCUCCAGCUACCCAUAAGUGAAGUGUACAGUAUAAAAGUCUAAGUAGCUUGUUCUGUCCUGAAAGCAUGUGUAGCUUUCCUUGCCAACAGAAUGUCCAACAGCAUCCUUUAAAACUUCAAGAGGAAGACUUUACAGAGAGGGAUGCAGAUUCCUCUCGGGUGUGGUCUCCACUCUGUUGUGUGUCACGGGACACUGGCAGUUUUGUCGUGUAACUCCCAGGAGUACUGAGCCCGUGUUUGAAGGAGCGUUCUCAGAGAAACUGAAGGAUGUUUUGUCGUGUAAUGUGUCCUUGUGCAUUGCUUGGUUGUGACCGAAUUCUGAGCCCGAGACUAAUAUUUUGAAGAGUAGUUGAACUGACUGAAAUUAUUCUGGAGAUUACAAUAAAUGGUUGCAUUCCAUCUGAGUCCUAUAGCCUCAGUUUUAGAAAACAUGAAUGGGUUUUUUUCCUUGCUGUUUCGUUUUGG